Rotaria sp. Silwood2 is the source of this 720-nucleotide messenger RNA. NCBI's taxonomy places the organism in Eukaryota, Metazoa, Rotifera, Eurotatoria, Philodinida, Philodinidae. The record is from the annotation of a GenBank genome assembly.
AUGGAUGAAGAUUUAGAGGAAGAUCAGAGAACACAAAUAAGUGAACAACAAUUACAAGGUGAUGGUCGGAUGCAAAUUCUCAAUGAAGAUGUUUUGGAUGGAACACAACCAGGUAUGAGAACUGACCCAUUGAAACGAAUAACAACAGCGUAUAUGACCAAAUAUGAGCGAGCAUGUGUAAUAAGUACAAAGGCAUUACAAAUAGCUAUGAGAGAAUUGAAAGAAAGGAGAAUUUAAAUGAUUGUUCGAUGUUAUUUACCAGAUGAAAGUUUUGAAGAUUGAAGUCUUAAUGAACUUAUUAUAACUGAUUUAUCUGUUUAAGUGGUAUCAUAAUCCCGUUACACCCGGUAUCCUCAUUUGCUUUUAAUGUAGUCUCCGAGUAUUGACAUUUAAACUAUAGCUGUAUAUUCUAAAGUUCAGGAAUUUGAGUGAAUUUGAGGUAGCGAGGUCGUUACCUCAAAUUCACUCAAAUUCCUCCACUUCAUAACAUAUAGUUACAGUUUAGAGAUCGUUACCCUUGGGAUAAUACCCCAAAUUCCUCAACUUUAGAAUAUAUAGCUGUAGUUUAAAAGUCGUUACCCUUAGGGCAAUACCCCAAAUUCACUCAAAUUCCUCAAUUUUAAAAACAUGUAAUUCAUUUAUGGAGUAAGGAAGUCAUUACCCCUAUGCGGAAGUUUCAUCGUGUAAAUGAUAGGGUGUGUGGGUGUGGGUGUGGGUGGG